Messenger RNA from Macrosteles quadrilineatus (aster leafhopper), 6559 nucleotides. Its product is annotated as RAB11-binding protein RELCH homolog. NCBI's taxonomy places the organism in Eukaryota, Metazoa, Arthropoda, Insecta, Hemiptera, Cicadellidae. Gene Ontology annotation, molecular function: protein binding. Gene Ontology annotation, cellular component: trans-Golgi network; recycling endosome. Bases 246 to 3563 code for a protein of 1105 amino acids. The transcript has 22 exons. The record is from RefSeq and is a predicted model, not a curated record. Gene Ontology annotation, biological process: intracellular cholesterol transport.
UUUAUGAAACAAUGUCUGGGGCUGGCGUUUUUGAUAUUUUAUCCCUUAACUUAUUUGCAAAUCGUAAUUAUUGUGAUUCGAUUUGAUCUUCCUCUUGCAUUUAAUUGUCAUCAAAUGUUCACGUGAGAUAUCCAAUCUUAAAGUGAAAUAAUUUUAAUAAUCAAGAUCAUUUGGCUAUGAAUAAGGUGUUUUCAAUAUUACCUCAACUAACUUAUUAGUUUAGUAAAAUUUUAUUUUUGCAAAAGAUGAGUGGACCAGAAGUUAUAGGAGACGUGGAAAAAGAUAACCAAACAAAAUUAAAUGAAUCCCACAUUACUUACUGUGAUGUAGCUAAUAAAUUGUUAAAAGACAGGUUUUUGUUGACAGCCCUAGAAUUACAUUCAGAGCUUGUGGAAUGUGGAAAAGAAAUUCCAAAACUGAAAGAGUUUUUUUCCAACCCUGGCAAUUUUGAAAAUCAGUUUUCAAAAGCAGAUUUCUGUGCAAUACCUCGCUCAUCUAGUCAAGCCACUUUGGACUCAUUGGACAUAUCGAGGUUUUCUGAAGAUGGUGAGCACAGAGUGGAUGAGAGGGUGGCAGUUCUCGAGUUUGAACUUCGGAAAGCCAAAGAAACGAUUGUUGCUCUACGAACUAAUCUAACUGUUGCUACAGAGUGUGAGACCCCAACGACAGAGAAUUUGAAGGUAUUACAAGUGGAACCCAUCAAGCCUCAUGAGCAGCGAGCACUCAACUUUCUCAUCAACGAGUAUCUGCUGAUGCAUAACUACAAACUCACCUCCAUCACGUUUGCUGAUGAAAACGAGGACCAGGAUUUCGAGGACUGGGAUGAUGUAGGCCUUAACAUUCCAAAGCCAUCUGAACUGCUGCAGCUUUACCGAGAUGCCAUGAGACAGCCAGCGCAUGGAUUCACGACCAAGGACCAUGCUUGUCAGGCAGAUAUCCCUGACAUUAACCUUACUGCUCAGAUCAGCGCAUUGACAGUAGAACUCGAGCAGACGAAGGAGAAAUAUAGCAUUUUGGAGAGAGAAAAAGCUGAACUCACUGCUAAAGUGGAAAGGUUAUCAGUGAUUGAACCAGUCGUAGAGACGGUGUCGACACACAGUGUAACUCCUGAGAGGUUUGAGAUGAUCGAACCUACUGCUCGACAGGAGUCAGAGAGUGGCAGUGGGGGAGGCGAGACGUCGAGUUUGAACGAGACAGAGUGGACGCGCGUCAACGCGUUUAACGACUCGGAGACUGGCAGCACGAGAGGUGACAACGACGGAGGGUGUGAGGAACGAACCGAGCCUGCUGGAGCAGAGGCUGACACGGUGCCUUUAGAUCUGAUGUCUCAAUCUACCACCAGCAACAGAUCACUACCGCCAGGGUUCCACCAUGAGGUGUUGUGCCGAUGUUUCGUCAACACUUCUCGUGUAACGGAGCCACCCCUACUCACUGAUGACAUCAGUCUGCAGCGAGUUCCAGAUCUUCUAGCCACUGCUCUACCCAGGAUCACACCCCAUGUAGCUGUCAACAAACGAGAGGAGCUGAUUCCACUGCUGGUGUGGACUGUACAUCUGCACAGUGACUCGGCCCAGAGAGAUAGCUUGUUGCAGGGACUGUUCAACCUCAAGAAGCGGCCACAAGAUGAGGAGCGCCGUUGCAUUCUUGCAGGGUUGGUAGCACUUGCACGAGUUAGCAGUCAGUCAGUGAUAGAGUCUGAACUGCUCUCACAUUGCUGGGAACAGAUGAAUCACAAACACAUGGAAAGAAGAUUGUUAGUGGCCGAAGCUUGCAGUGCAUUGUCUCCGUACAUAUCGGCUGGCCUACGCAACUCCCUGGUGUUAUCAAUCCUUCAGCAGCUACUAUCAGAAGACAGGGAGGAAGCAGUGAGAGUGUCUUGUGUCAAGAGUCUCGCACUGAUUGUAGCGUUCAUGGCUGACACUGACAAAUAUCCGCAGAGUGAGGAGCUGACCCUGACAGCACUACAGGACAGUUCAGCUGUUGUUGCGGAGUGUGCGACUGAUACACUGUUGAUGAUACUGGCACAGUGGGCCCUCAGCCUAGGCUGGCUACAAGAGCGGCUCAUGUCUAGACUACUGACAACUCUCACUUCAUUGCUCAAGGGCGGGUCUAGUCCAACACACAACCGCGCUACUGUGACUGGUCGUGUUGUAGUGUUGCUACAAGCUCUCAGAUCUCUGCUGCCUUUCCUAGUCAUGUCUGUAGCAACCGUUCCAUCUGUCACAGAUCACAUAAAACCCGGCCUACCACUCGCUGAACCUAGGAGUGGGUUUGCAGAAGUGUGCCAAGGUCUAGCCAACCCAGCCAUAUUCUAUGAGGGAGACUUCACUGUGGGUGCAGUGAUGAGUGCAUUUGAUGUUGUGGUGAAAGACAAACAGUGGCCUCAACUGAACUGGAUCACAGAAACCUUAGUUCCAAAAGUUCUUGAUGCUCUGGAUUCAGUGGAAGUCAACAACGAAGAGCUGCUCACUUGUUUCAUCAGGUUUUUCAAAUCGCUGGCUGCUGGCUUCGGAAAGAUUGUUACCAUUAAUAUGGUUAAGCCGGUAUUUGUAGAGAGAUUGAACGCUCUGGAGAACCGCCUAGUUACUCUGGACCACAACUGGCCUAACUUAUCACUUAUUCCUGUGUAUCUGUUGGCCAUUUCUGCUCCAUUGCAGGGUGAGGAAGCAGAAGUAGGCAACGUGUUACAGAGAUUUCUGUUUGCGUUGUCUUUGUGUGGCGCCCCUGUCGACUGUUUGCAAGUCAGUGUCUCUCAGCUCUGUAGUUUGGCAGCACUGCAUGAUACAGUUAUGGCAGCACUCUGGGAAGGAGUGGUGCACCCGAGGGCUGUGGUGAGGUCAGUGACAGCCGCUAUGUUUGGACAUACUGUGGCACAUGUUGGAGAGUCCAUGGUCACCAACCGCAUCGUCCCUGCACUCAUCACCCUGGCUAGUGACCCUGAGAUAACCGUUAAAACUUCUACCAUUCCUGUGUUUGGAAAACUCAUUGAACAUUCCACAACGAAAGAGGUAGAGGACAAGACGUACUUCCAGCUGCAGACCCUACUGAGUGACCCAGCAGCCAGGGAUAGUCACCAGACAUUGCUACAACUCGUCUCCACUCUAGGCAAUGUGGUUACCAAGUGUGACUCCUGGUUCAGAGACGAUGUUGUUGUGCCCCAAUUGGCAGCAACAGCAGCGUACGCACUACAACUGACCAACCAGAGUCGUAAGGUGGAUCUAGCGUCUGCUCUGGUCCUGGCAUUCAACAACGCUGUCUACUGCUCUCUCAGUCGCAACACCAUCACCACCGCUCUUAUACCUGGCCUCAGGUACUUGGAGCAAGUGUGCGGCCAGUCACUACCCAGUCACCAUCAAACAGUCGCCAGUAUGAUACAAGAGGCAGAGAGUAGGACUGACUCUAGCAAACCACUAGAAAGGUCGAGUAGCUCGAUCACUCUAGCAAUGGCUUCGUCCAAUGUUGAAGACAUGAAGAACAGAGUUACCAAAAUGUUCCAAACCCCUAUCAGCAGGCCGACCAAUCUGCCCAACUUACAAAGCAUCAACAUCUUCCGCAAAAAGUAGUCAUACCAGACCACUGUAAUAAAAGUUAAAAGACACUAAGAGUGUUUUAAUGGUUGGUUGUGUUAGGAAAAUCAAUAGUAAUCAGAUUAAUUAUUUUUGUAUACUUUUGUAUAUGACAUAUUUUUAUGAGAUUGAGCUAUAUAGAUAUAAUAUAAGUAAGAAUCUCCUUUUUUAGUAUUUUAGUUAUAAUUUAAUUUUAAGGGUCUCUGUUUUAAUUUUUACCAUUUAGUCAUUAGUUUUUUUGAAAAGUGGGUAUGCACUAUGCAGUAUGCACUAACAUAGAAUUUGAGAAGAACUUAUAUAAAGCAAAACUAUCUUACUCAGAGACAGAAAAUAACUUAAUUAAAGUAUCAUAUUGUUGUUUGUUAAUGUUAAUACUUCAAUUAGUUUAAUAAUGCUUCUUCCAUUAGUUUGUUGAUUACAGGUUUUGCCUGGACAGUAAUAAUUUGGGAUGUGACUUCAAGAGUUAAUAAAAAAUCUAUUUUCGUUAGUUUAUAAAAAAUGUUAGUAUUUGAAUCCAAGCUGUUCUUGACAGUUGCAAAACAUGGAUGCUUCCACCCUGAGUUAGGUGUAACUGGUUGCGGAUUAUCAGGUUAUCAGGGUAACUUUCUUGAUAAGAGUGAGUAAAAACUAAAAUAUUUUAAAGCUAGAUUGAUAAAGUAGUUUGUAUAGCUCUAAAAUAAUUACAAAGAUCUAGAAAUGUUUUAUUUUUAAUGUAUUUUUUUAUAGUAGCCUAACAACAUGUACUAUUUCACUUCAUCUCCUACUUAGAAUGAAACAUAAUAUUCUUCUGAUGUAGUCAAUUCAUUUCUGGAUAUUGGAAAGCCAUUGUGGGAGUAUCCCAACACCUUGUUAGGGCUCAAUUUUAUCAAGCUGAAUCUUAUUCCUUGAUAAUAUAUAAUCACAUUAAAAGUUUAUGAUCUGUGAAGCAUCAUCACAGAGAAAAAACUAUAUAUUGUGUAUGAUGAGAUUCAGCAAACCUCUAUAUCCUUCACAGAGAUUUAGGGUAUUCUCAGUGGAAAGUGCUCAUAAGAAAUAGUAUAGUAAGUAGAAAGAUUGAAGAGUAUAUAUUUGCAAAUUUGUAUCAUCAUCAAGAUGUUAGGAAUGUAAAGCAUUACUAUAAUAAUUGCCUCUGAUAUUUUCAAAAAUUAAAAUAUAUUCAACUUCAUGAGAUUAUUUGUUCUGAAUAUUUCAAAAGAUGAUUCGUAUUGUAUUUAUUAUUGUUACGCAUAUCAAUAAAAAAAAAUUAAAGUGGAUAAACAAUAACAUAUAAGGAAGGAUUACUCAUUAUCGCUUACCUCAAUCAAACAAAUUUACAAACUACAGGUACCUUGUAAGAUUUAAAUGGAUCUACGUAGUUAUUUUAUCAUGUUAAAACACACAUAUUACGUCCUGAAGAUAUUUAAUUUACGUUUGGGUAGUAUAAGUAUUUUUUUUUCAAUAAACUAAAAUAAGUUUCAACAUAUAUAUGUAAACCAUCUUUGUCCUGAAAUCUACCAACAAUGAGAUUAAGUCAGUACAGCAGACUAUUUUUGGCCUUUUUUAUUUCAUAUAGAAACUAAUGUAAUGGCUAUGUAAUGACUAAUGUAAUGUAAAUUAUCAACAAAUGAAUUGUUCCACCUGUUACAUCAAAUAUUUAUUCUUGUUAAUUGUAGAUUUUUAAAGAAAAAAAAAAGCAACUUGGGUUUAGAAUUGUUAUGGAGGAGAAAGGAAGGAUACACAAACUAACUCACCUGAAUAAAGAGUCCCAGGAGGUCAAUAGAACACCAACUCAUAAAAAGUACACAUUAAGGCCCGGUUCACACAAGCGACAUACCUAGCCGACUAGGCAAGCCCGACUGGGUAGCGGACCACAGGAUCAAAUGGAGCCGUUCACAGGAGCGUAGGACGCCGACUAGUUAGCCGUGUUCGAGCUUGGUGUCCAAAAACAUUGUCGGGCCCUGCUUCCCAGUCACUCGUGGCAGCUACCUAGUCACCCAGUCGAGCGGCGUAGCAGUACAUGUACCCUUAUGGGAGCGUUCACACAAGUGAACGGGUAGUCGCGCUGCAGCUCGCAUUCUUCCCUUUGUUCUCAUUGUUCACCAGUGAUGGAUCCGAGUGACUUUGAUAUCCAUAUUUUCAUCUAGUCCGUGGACAUGUCGCUCGUGUGAACCGGUGUGAUUCUGUGGUCCCCUACCCAAUCGGGCUUACCUAGUCACAGCCUAGUCGGCUAGGAAAGUUGCUCGUGUGAACCGGGCCUAAACUGACUUCUUCAGAGGUAGAAGGUAGAAUGGCAGUUCUACUUUCUACUGCCAAUAUACCUUCUACCUCUGAAGAAGCCCCUGAAAGGGGCGAAAUAUCAGUUUAAUGUGUAGGCCUACUUAUUAUGUGUUCUAUAUUGACCUCCUGUGACUCUUUAUUCAGGUGAGUUAGUUGUGUAUUCUUUUAGCAAAUUUCCCAUAUAGGGAAUAAGCUAUUUAGUUGUAUGAUAGUGUUUCCUAAUCUGUUUAUUUUUCUAUCAAGCAUAUAUUUUUUAAAAUAUUUAUAGAUAUUUUAAACCAAAAUACUAAUUGGUUGUAAAUAGUUCCACUAUAAAGCUAAUAUUCUCAAUUUUGUGGGUUAAAGUCAUAUUUCUUCAAUGUGAAAUCAUUGCUUUUGGAUAUGCAAGUACAUUUUUCAUCUUAUUGUAAAAUAAAAAGAUUCUGUCGUAUGUUUAUGUUCACUCUUGUCAGGGUCCGCUCAUAUUGACUGAGUGUUUUGCUUUUCUUUUUAGGCAAAAUACCAAAGGGAGAAGAAAUCAUUUAUUAACUUAUUGUUUGUUUUGUUUUAUAAAGUCUAUCAAAUAUCAAAACACAUUCUACGUCCAGGCCAGAAACAUUGUAGCUAAUCCAUUGGGAUGACAAAUCUAAGGAAAUAUGUUAAACUAAAGUGAAUUCCUAUUUCAAUUGCAGAAAGUGGCUUGCUUACCAUAGUUUAAACUAAAAAAAAAAAAAACUAUGAGAUAUUUUAAUCUUAUA